UAUUAUUUCGUACGCGGGCAAGCAUAAAGGGGACCCGUUUUGGCUAAUUUGUAGGACCUGUGGCUGUGUGACAGAAUGCUUAGGCUUUUAGCUAAAUGCAUCUCUUGCUAAAUGUUAAAUGGUACGUGUAUUCGCUUCCUUUCAUGAUGUAAUGUAAUAAGUACUUGACCAGAUGUAUGGCGUAAACGAUAAAGUUCUAAAACGGCAAAGUCGGUACGUUCUGCAUAAAUUAAUAUUUCAACUAGAAACAAGAAACAGCAAGUAAACAUUGCCCGGCGCACACGGUGAGCAAAAGUUAACGCGUGCAAUUUGCUUACUGCCUCGCGAGGCCAAAAGCACAGUUCAAGCAGGUGAGAAAUUUGCUCGCGAGACGUGAGUUCGUUCGAAGUUUUUGGCCUCGCGAGGCAGUGAGCAAAUUGUACGCGUGAAGUUUUGCUCACCGUGUGCGCCGGGCUUAAUUUAUUGAGCUAAGUAAUCCGUUAAAAGUUUCGAAUAGUUGGUUGUAUAUGCAACGCAAAAAAUUGGAUGUUACAUGAACACAAACGUUAAUUAUGAAUGAGUUAUGGAAAAAGUUCUUCCUUCGAACCUUAUUGUUCUUCGCGUACGCGCUGGUUGGGGCGUGGAUAUUGACUCUCAUCGAAGCCCAAGAUGAUACGAACGCGACAAUAGCAAAAAGAAUGCUGGAUUCUCUGCGGAAGAAAAUGUCCUUUCGCUAUAACAUUACCAACAAGACAGAAUUCGAUGAGUUUGUAACAGAGGCCUCGGAGGCGAUUGCGCUCAUGGGUAAAAAAGACUGGUCAUUCCUGAACGCUUGUGGCUUCACGCUAGCCGCCAUGACUACCAUAGGCUACGGCGACAUCGUACCACAAACAAACGGCGGUAAAGGAUUCGUGAUUCCCUUCAGUCUGAUCGGAAUCCCCCUCGUGAUGGUCGCCCUCAAGUCCGGCGGUGAGCUCAUAAGUCUUGGGGUCCGCACAACGUACGUCGCAUUCUCUAAGCGCGUGCUUGGGCACGAGUCCUGCCAACGCCUCCUACCACGAUGUUUAGCCAUCGCGUUCUCCAUGGUAACCAUCUUCAUUUGCAUCAUGGGUGGUGUUCAGACAUACCUUGAUGAGUGGACCUUCCUGGAAAGUGUCUAUUGUUGGUUCGUGACCUGCUCGACUAUGGGAUUCGGGGAUUAUGUACCGCUACAGAAUUACGCGAAGACGAUAGGGAAUUCCACAGGGAGACUUGUGUUUUCUGGCAUUAUGCUCACACUUCCGUAUAUCCUGGGAUUGUGUUUGGUGUCAUCUCUAGUGAAUGUUAUGGUGGAGUUCUCGGAGUACGAGCUGGCGCAUGCCAAGUCGCAAGUGCGAAGAUUGUGCGGAUGUUAUCAGUGUGGCUCCCACAUGCAUGGACUCGACCGCGAGGGAUCUGUGGAGCACGACAAUAAUAAUGUCGACGUUCAGUUGCAGAACUUUUCCAAAAAAGACGCAGCAUGAAACUUUUUUGCCACGUCUUUACACUUUGGCUAUUUUUUUAGUACAAUACUCUGGUAAUCGUGAAUCCUUUUCGUAAGUUUGGGAGAAUUUAGUCACGCCCGGCGCGUGUCCAGGGGGGGGAGCAAGGGGUCCGGACCCCACCCUGGUCAUGUGACGAGAUGAGUUCGACUCUGGUUGACCACUUUGUUUGUAGUUAAGAAGCCUGUAAACAUAAUGUGUAUAUUUGGAUAAAACAAGUUUCUAGAUA
Molecule: messenger RNA, 1728 nt
Organism: Nematostella vectensis (starlet sea anemone)
Lineage: Eukaryota; Metazoa; Cnidaria; Anthozoa; Actiniaria; Edwardsiidae
Product: potassium channel subfamily K member 3
Exons: 4
Coding region: 552-1481 (309 amino acids)
Biological process (GO): potassium ion transmembrane transport; stabilization of membrane potential
Cellular component (GO): membrane
Molecular function (GO): potassium ion leak channel activity
Source: RefSeq, a predicted model, not a curated record